Dothidotthia symphoricarpi CBS 119687 is the source of this 2630-nucleotide messenger RNA. RefSeq names its product MFS general substrate transporter. Gene Ontology annotation, biological process: transmembrane transport. The transcript has 3 exons. NCBI's taxonomy places the organism in Eukaryota, Fungi, Ascomycota, Dothideomycetes, Pleosporales, Dothidotthiaceae. Gene Ontology annotation, molecular function: transmembrane transporter activity. The record is from RefSeq and is a predicted model, not a curated record. The coding region runs from base 349 to 2421 and encodes 690 amino acids.
GCCUGCAGAUGCAAUCGCUGUCACGCUGUCAACUCGCAGAUCAUAGCGGUGAGGUGAGCCGCGUGUAGCGACAAGCAUUGCUGAAGGUGUGGAGUUGAGGGACGAGUUUCGCUUGGCUCACGCACGUCAUCUUCAUCACCAGUCGUAUCCACCUCGCGACUCGUGCUCACUCUUCUGCACCCUUCCCCAGAUAUGGAUCCUCUACACUCUGUCACCUGCCUGUCUCGUGUAUCUCGUGGUGGAGAUUACCGACAUAAUAGCUGGAGGGGUACUAAGGUGUCGUAGUGGUCGUGAUUGUGGUCGUAUCAGUGCGCACCUCAGACUUGGAUACUUUCCCACAUCAUCAUCAUGGUCAACUUCACCGCCUGGCGGAAGAAGCCAACAUCGACAGAAGGCAGGAGCGCCACAGGGACUGAGAAGACUGCACAUGAACCCCGGAAAUGGAGGCUGGGGAUUUUGGACGACCCGUAUACCGAUGAAGUGCCAGGUUCCGUCAUUCUGCUUUCGAAGGCCCAUCAGCGUAACGAACCUCUAGGCCUGCAGCAUGCUCAAGCGCGAACAUCUGCCUCUUCGCUCCCACGCCAAUCGUCGCGCUCGCGACCCCCAGAGAAGAAACGUACAAAGGAUGGAAGGUUCAUACUGGAACCACAACCAGAAGAAUCAGCCAACGACCCGCUGAACUGGCGACAAUUGAGGCGCGACACGUCCCUGAUAUCGCUGGGAUUCUACUGCAUGAUCGGUGGAGGAAUGACUCCCAUCCUGGCUGCAGGGUUCAACGACGUUGCCGAGACGUAUAAUGUCUCCUACUCGCAGGUAACACUGACGACAGGAUUGUACAUGUUGGGACUCGGGCUCGGAAAUGUUGUUGUUUCUCCGACAGCCAUUUUAUAUGGCAAGAGACCGGUGUACUUGGGCGCCAUCAUCAUAUUCUGCCUCUCAUCCAUAUGGUGCGCUCUAUCGCCCAACUACGCUUCCUUGGUUGUGGCGCGUAUCGUUCAAGGGUUUGCCGUGUCCCCAGUCGAGUGCCUUCCCAGUGCCAGCAUCGCCGAGAUCUACUUCCUCCACGAGAGGGCAUACCGCCUUGGAAUAUAUACAUUGCUACUACUUGGAGGCAAGAACCUGAUGCCCCUUGUCAGCGCUGCAAUUGUACAGUCUUUAGGCUGGCGGUGGGUGUUCUGGAUCAUUGCAAUUGUUGUCUUCUGCUGCUUUUUUCUGAUCUUCUUCUUCGUGCCCGAGACUUUCUGGGAUCGGACACCAACAGCGAGAAGCCGGAGUCACCACAGUCGAAGUCGGAACCACAGUCCUGACAAGCAUGGCAAACACUUCCGCUUGCCUUCUGAGCAAAGGGACGCUGUAAGCUCCGCAGGUGACUUACACGACACACAUCAGUCAGCCUUACCAUUGGAGCACUCUAAACAUGUCGGAUUCGCCGAUGAUGUUGCUCAAUUGACUCCUGCUCCCAUCAACGACAGUGUUCUCCCUACAGUGUCUCCACGAGAUGGGAAUCUCCCGCACGCGUCGGGAAGCUUACACUCCGAUCCUGAGAAGCAAGACAACACCUCUGAUAGUCGCAGUCUUUCCACUGCAACACCAGGACGAGCCACUGAUACUGAUCAGGUAUCGGAACAGUUUUCCAUUCACUACACAGACUAUUACCGCUCGGCUCCGCUCAAGUCGUACCGUCAGUCUCUCAAACCGUGGAAUGGCCGUCUCGUAAAAGACAAGUGGAUCCGCGUGAUGGCCAGACCUUUCAUUCUUUUUGCAUACCCUGCCGUGCUCUGGUCAUCUCUUGUGUAUGCUCUUGCCGUUGGUUGGCUUAUCAUUUUGUCGGAAUCUGUCGCCCAUAUCUACAAGGGUGCUGACAACUACAACUUCAACGCACUCCAAGUAGGGUUGGUUUAUAUCUCUCCCUUCGUUGGAGGCAUUCUAGGCACCGCGGUUGCCGGCAAAAUCUCUGACAUCGUCGUUCGUUUCAUGGCACGAAAGAAUGAUGGUGUUUACGAACCGGAAUUCCGAUUGAUCAUGGCAUUACCAAUUACCCUUAGUACUGUUAUUGGACUGAUGGGCUUUGGGUGGGCCGCCGAAGAGAAGGAUAACUGGAUCGUGCCGACCGUGUUCUUCGGAGUCAUCAGUUUUGGAUGUUCGCUUGCAUCAACUACAGCGGUUACAUUUGUGGUGGAUUCGUAUCGAGUAUAUGCUGGUGAAUCACUGGUAACUUUGAAUUUCUGCAAAAAUAUCUUGCAUGGCUUCAUCUUCUCACUUUUCUUUCCAUCCUGGCUGGAACACAGCGGAUCGAAAGACACGUUCCUCGUCAUUGGGGGCAUCCAGCUUGGGUGUAUGAUGUUCUCAAUUCCCAUGUACAUUUAUGGAAAGCGCGCUCGUAUGUGGACGGUCAGGAAGAAACUCAUGGAGAAGUUUUGAUCAACACGGUGAUGGAGACGUCUCUUGACGUUCUAGAAUCGGCAAUUCGACUUGGCAUUACUCAUUGCAUCUAGCACUGUACCCCGGGUUCCAUAGACAAAGGUUAUGUGACGUCAUUGCUAUACAUACAUUCUCUGCGGAGUAUGGGCGAACGUCGGCCGUUCCAUGCAAUAAACAAUAUUCAUUGCGGCGUACACGUGUGACUCGCC